GUCUGAAGAAGUUACUUACGCAGAUCUAAAUUUUCAGGACUCCAGUAAAAGGAAAAGUAUCCAGGGUUCUGGCACAGUUGGGAUAAAAGUUGCUUCAAUUUGACCAUUUCCAUCUGAGAAAUCAAAUUUUGUUCAGAGAAGUCUGCCAAACAGUCCUCUGUAGCAAUAUGUAACUAAGUAGGAGAACAUGAACUUUGAACUGAAAGCACCUCCUGCUACUUCCCAUGUAUGGCAUCAGAGAGCCUUGGCUUUGACUCUUCUUUGCCUUCUGCUGCUGAUUGGACUGGGAGUCUUAGGCAGCAUAUUUUAUAUGACUUUGAAGAAAGAAAUGAGAAAAUUGAAUAACCUACAAAAUUUCAAAGAAGAACUUCAGAGAAAUGUUUCUCUACAAUUGAUGCAUAGCAUGAAUAGUUCCAAGAUGAUCAGGGACCUAUCUCUCACUCUGCAAGAAAUAGCCACCAAAUUAUGUUAUGAGCUCUAUAAAAGACAACCAGAGCACAAAUGUAAACCUUGUCCAAAGACAUGGAUAUGGCAUGAAGACAACUGUUACCUAGUAUCUAUGGAUUAUGUAACAUGGCAAGAGAGUGCCAUGUUCUGCUCUGCUCAGAAUGCCAGCCUGUUGAUGAUUAAGAAUAAACAUGUAUUGGAAUUUGUAAAAUCCAGGAGGUUACGUAACUACUGGCUGGGAUUACCUCCCAGAGAAGAUUAUAAUUCUGUGAUAUUGGAUGAGAAAAUUUUAUCCUCCAACUGGUUUAUACGAAAUGCAAAUGAGGUAGAUAAUAGGAAGCUUUGUGGAUAUUUAGACACAACAUAUAUUUACUAUACAUACUGCACUAACACAAAGAAUAUUAUAUGUGAGAAGCUGGCUAACCCAGUAAAGAUUGAGAACACACUAAUGAGUGAAACAUCAGAUAGAAAAUAUAAUUAGUGCAUGUAGUUUGCUAUUAUUCUGCCAUCUAGGCAACUGUAUGGAGCAUACAUCUUGGAGAUGACACAAAUGGAAUACAGAUGCUUGGAGACUAAAUCUUUGCCUUACCAUGUACAUUUUUCAACCUUCUCUCUCUUCAUUUGCUAUGUAAAAGGAGCCUACAGUCAUACCUUAUUGUCUCAAUACAUGCCAGAUAUUGUUGAGCAUAAAUUCAGUGUAUUGGGUGCACAUACAGAAAACUGAAACUCACUUUUCCUGCUUUUCCAGAAAUAAACAAGGCAAAUGUCAACCUUAUAGGACAUCAGGGAAAAUGAAAUCUAGAAAUUAAUUAUAUAGAAAGGGCAAUACAUCACAACCAACUGGGAUUUAUUUUGGUAAUAUUGCAGUAGGGUCUCCUCCCUAAGGAGAGAGAAAAAAAAGGGAGAGAAAACUUCAAGGUAACCUAGCUAUGCACCCAUGUGACAACAUCCCUCAUGACCUUGUAAACUGAGACUACUUAAUCAGACUACAUGUUGUGUAUGUUACCAUAUAUGGGAGACAAAAAAUAGAAAACGUAUAAAAAACUAUGCCACGUGAUGUUUGGUGCUCAGUUCUUUGAGUACUAACCCAACUGAUCAGUGCUGGCAUGAAUAAAGUUGCUUCCUGGAAGUUAAAAAACCUAGGUGUCACAACUCUCUCUGAGAGAAUUCUGCUACAAUACAGGUGGAUUUACAUUUUAGGGAAAAAAAUAAGAAAGAGAAAGAAAAAGAAAAAAUCUAUUAUGUAGAUGUAGAAAAGCAUUUGAGAAAAUUUUAUACCUAAUCUCUCAAGAAACUAGAAGCAGAAGAUUUUCCUAAUCUGGUAAAGAAUGUUGACAUCAAAAGACGGAAAAGAAAAACAAAUGGAACCAAAAACUAACAACAACCAACUGUAAACCUAACAUCGUGCUUCUGGUAAAAGUGAAUGUUUUGCUUUUGAAUUCAGAAAUAAGAUCACAAUGGCCUUUAUCAAUCAUAUUAUUCAGUAAUCUAUACUGUCUAUUAUUGGAGGCCCUCACAGUAAACUAAGGCAAGAAAAAUACAUUUAAAUAUAUAAAAAAUGAGAAAGGAAGAAAUAAAACAUUUUUAUUUGUAGUGAAUAUAUUUGUGUAUAUGUGUGUGUAAAAAUGAUAUAACUUAUAAGUUACCCUAAUAAACCGCUAGCUCACUAAUAGUUUACAAAUAUUAGAAUACAUAACUUAUCAGACUUGUUGGAUAAAGGCUCAAAAUAUCAUCUUAAUGUGUAACAUCAAUUAUAUUUCUGUAGGUUAGCAGUAAACAAUGGGAAAAAUAUUUAAAAAGCAAAACUGUUUAUAACAGCGUUCACAAAUAAAAUAGUAGUAAAUGCAAUCAAAUGUGGAAAACUUUCUGCCCAAUCCUGGUUCCUUUCCCUCUCUCACACAGGUGGUAACAUUGAGGGUGCUCUGUAAUAAACCUGAUCUUGAGCUCACUGA
Messenger RNA from Suricata suricatta (meerkat), 2399 nucleotides. It is a transcript of the gene CLEC12A, whose product is annotated as C-type lectin domain family 12 member A. The transcript has 7 exons. The record is from RefSeq and is a predicted model, not a curated record. NCBI's taxonomy places the organism in Eukaryota, Metazoa, Chordata, Mammalia, Carnivora, Herpestidae. Bases 188 to 928 code for a protein of 246 amino acids. Gene Ontology annotation, molecular function: signaling receptor regulator activity.